UACGGGCAAUGCAAAUGGUACGUCCUACUAUGUACACACUCUCCUACACAUUGGCAGAGCCCUGCCACACCCCCCACCCUGUCUGCUUUUGCCUGUCCUCGCUGAGUCGCGCCGCCGCCCAUACCCCCGGCAUGCCGCAUUCAGUUUUGGAAACUCGUCAUUAUGCCGUGGCGCCAGGCAGAUACUCGACCAUGAAGCCCCCUCUCGCGACCAUCUCAUGGUGAAGAUCCGCAGUCGGGUGGGGACGGGGGCCAUGCUGCCCAGCCAUAGCAUAUCCAUCGUGACACCGCCAUCACUCCCCCAGAUGACCAUGAUAGUGCGGCCGCUCGGCGACAUGUCUCAAAC
Bipolaris sorokiniana ND90Pr is the source of this 345-nucleotide messenger RNA. RefSeq lists its product as uncharacterized. The transcript has a single exon. NCBI's taxonomy places the organism in Eukaryota, Fungi, Ascomycota, Dothideomycetes, Pleosporales, Pleosporaceae. The record is from RefSeq and is a predicted model, not a curated record. The coding region runs from base 9 to 224 and encodes 71 amino acids.